GAAUCAAACCCAACAUAGCCUCGGCAGCCGCGCUAGCGGCGCGGUGCCUAUCUCGGCUGAGUCAUCGUGGUGAGCGGCGCGGCGGAGCGCGGUGUGGCGAGGGGGGCGACGGAGCGAGAGGGGCGACGGAGCGAGAGGGGCGACGGAGCGAGUGGGGCAUAAAAGGUCUUGCGCAGCGAGAGGGGCAUAGAACAUCUUGCGCUCUCGGACUCCACCGGACGACGGUCGACACUCGUUAAUUUAAAUUCAUUUUGUUUGUCCGGGAUUAUCCAAACUUGUAAUUGGGAAGCGAAUAAACCGCGCCUAUCAACAGCAUACAGUCCACUUAUUUAACAUCCCGUAGUGGUGCGAACAUGGUCCUUUGUGGAACUCGCCAGCCUAGUUACGAGGUUUGAAGAAUUCGGGAUCAUCUUACUACUUCGGUCUCGAAGCCCUUUUCAUCUGCGGUCUUCAGCAGCGACAGUUCCUGCAGGAGUCAUCAAUAUCCUGACGAAGACUAUUCGCAACGCAACCGCAUACAUAAGUUCGAGAAACGGAGAAUUGACCGUUGGACGGACUUUGGACCCAUCGAAAGUGACAAGUCAUCUUCGAAGACAAAGAAGGACGAAAAAUUGCAGAUCAUCGUUUAUCCUGUUGCGACAUCGAGAUGUUGUCGGAGGAACCCGACGAUGAAGGCGAGGAGCGUGAGCAGUUCGAGAAUCAGUACUACAAGCUCGUGGCGGCGGCGCGGAGACUACUCGGUGCUCGCCCUCACCAGUCUUCUCAACUUCCGGAUGAAUCCGUGGCGAGUUGCGGGGAUGGACGCUCAGGUGGUUUCAAAUCCAAUUGCGUUAGAUUGCCAAAAAUUAAUUUACCCUCUUUUCAUGGUCACUAUCAAAACUGGCUUGAGUUUAGGGACACUUAUUUGUCAUUGAUACAUUUAAGGUCAGACAUAGAUAACAUAAAUAAGCUGCACUAUCUGCGAGCUUCACUUAAAGGUAGUGCACUAUUAAUUAUUGAUAAUUUAGAUUUUAAAGCAGAAAAUUACGAGGCCGCUUGGAAUUUAUUGUGCAGUAGGUACGACAACAAAAGGUUACUCGUGAAUAAUCAUGUUCACGCAUUAUUUAAUGUUGAACACAUAAAACAUGAAUCAUGUUCAGCAAUACGCCAUCUUAUAGACGUAACUAAUAAAAAUUUACGUGCGUUGUCGACGUUGGAUCAACCAACUCAGUACUGGGACACGCUUAUCAUUCAUAUGAUGGCGGAGAAGUUAGAUAGUGUUACACAUAGGGAAUGGGAAGAACAUAGAAACACCUUAAAUAAUCCUCCAUCUUUAGAAAUUUUCAUAACUUUUCUUAGUAACAAAGCAGAUUUAUUGGAAACUUUACAAGAAAAUAAAAGUAAAACUAAAAUACACAACAAAAAUUCAUUAGAUACAAUAAAAAAUCAUUACAAUCAACCUACAUCUACAAAAUACACUCAAAAUACAUAUUUACAAUAUAAUACAAAUAAAAAACAUAACAAUACAUAUAAAAAAUCCUUAACUUGCCCAAUGUGUAAUCAGAAUCAUUUCUUAUUCAGUUGUGAAGCAUUUAGAUCUCUUUCAAUUGAAGAACGUAGACAGAAGGCUAAAGAUGCUAAGGUAUGUCUCAAUUGUCUACGACCAGGGCAUAUUGAAACAAGAUGUAACCUAGUUCCUUGUAAAUAUUGCAAGAAAAAGCAUAGCACGCUGCUUCACAUGCAUGAGGCAGAAACUACCGUUCAACCAUCUCUUCCAGUUAGCAAUUUAGAUAGUUUUUCUAGCUCAACAGAUGUUCUGGACACGACUACUCCUCCGAUUGUUUUGCUUUCCACAGCGCUCGUGAGGGUGGUGGACAGCAAGGGCAACGUGCACACAGCUCGGGUACUGCUCGAUAAUGGCAGUACAGCCAACUUCGUGUCAGAAUUCCUUUGCGGUAAGCUGGGUUUGUCACGACGUGCUACGAGCACCACAGUGACAGGUAUAAAUAAUAAUACUUCGCAUAGUUCACAAUCUUGCAGCCUUACUAUUAUUUCCAAUUAUGAUGAGAAAUAUAGACUUCCAGUGGACUGUCAUAUUUUACCUCACGUUACCAAAGUUUUACCGUCUUCUUUUAUUAACAUAGAUAAUAUUACCCUCCCAUCAGGAAUAAGUCUAGCUGACCCUUCAUUUAAUACUCCGUCAGCAGUAGACAUCUUACUUGGGGCCGAUAUAUUUUGGUCCGUCUUAUGCAAUAAUUCCAUUGAUUUGGGGAAAAAUCAACCCAAAUUAUAUGAAACGAAACUGGGUUGGCUGGUGUCAGGGUACGUUGCCCGCCAUAAGUCACACACUUCUCCUCUUGUUUGUAAUUUUUUGAGUGAAAAGGCCGAUCCAGACUUAGCUCGUUUCUGGGAAUUAGAUUCCGUAGCAACCACGCACGCCCUGUCUCCUGAGGAGCAGGCGUGUGAACAGAGUUUCAUAAAAAACACCUUUCGUAAGGACGACGGGCGCUUCGUCGUUGUUAUGCCGCUGAAGAAGGAUCCUUCAGUCCUGGGCGAUUCCUAUCAAAAGGCGAAGUGUCGGUUCUUGUCAUUAGAGCGUAAAUUUCAAAGAGACCCUGUCUUUAAAAAUAGAUACAUGGAGUUCAUGCAUGAAUAUGAACGUUUAGGUCAUAUGACUGAAAACAUGCCGUCUUCAUUUAGCCGUAGUGACAAUGUCAAUUUCUUCUUACCUCAUCAUGGCGUGGUCCGUGAGGAAAGCUCUACAACCAAGCUUCGUACAGUCUUCGAUGCAUCGGCCACUACUUCUUCAGGUUUGUCUUUAAAUGACAUACAAAUGGUCGGACCAACUGUACAAGAUGACCUAUAUUCCAUCUUGGUACGUUUUCGCCAACAUAAAUAUGUUGUUACUGGCGAUGUAGAAAAAAUGUAUAGAGCCAUAGAGCUCAAUCCAUCUCAACGGCAUUUACAGCAAAUUAUUUUUCGCUUUAAUCCCAACGAACCUCUUAAAACUUACACUCUCAAUACGGUGACUUAUGGCACGGCAUCUGCUCCAUACUUGGCCACUAAGUGUCUUGUGAGUUUAGCGUCUAAUGCUCUUGAUGAUGACGUCAAACAGUCAAUUCAGAGAGAUUUUUACGUGGAUGACUAUUUAGGAGGCUCUAAUUCUUUAAAUCAAACCAUUAGUAUGUGCAAGGGAGUCAUUUCAGUAUUAAAAUCAGCACAAUUUAACUUAAGAAAAUUUAAAUCCAAUAAUCAAACAAUUUUAGAUCAUAUUUCUCCCUCUUCAAAUAAUUCCAAUCAAAUUUUAGACCUUUCAGACAGUACUACAGUUAACACCUGUAAAACUUUAGGUCUCAAUUGGAUUUGUGAUUCUGAUAUCUUGUCGUUUUCAAUAAAUAUUAAGCAUCCCGCCAAAACCAUAACUAAAAGACACAUUCUUUCUGUCAUAAGUCAGAUCUUUGACCCGUUAGGUCUUGUGUCCCUGUGCGUGAUAGAAGCCAAAAUUCUCAUGCAAAAAUUGUGGAUAAAUAAAUAUCAAUGGGAUGAUGAAGUCUCUAAAGACAUAUUGGACUCAUGGAUCGUAUUUUCUGACACCUUACCUUGUCUAAAUCAGCUGAAAAUUCCACGUUGGGUUCUCAGUGAUAACUGUGAACGGUACGAAAUACACGUUUUCUCAGACGCGUCACAGAGCGCGUACGGCGCUUGUUUAUAUAUAAGGUCCGUGCAGCGUUCAGGGUCAGUAAAUGUAACACUUGUUACAUCUAAAUGUAAGGUAGCGCCCAUAAAGCCCAUGACGAUACCUCGUUUGGAGCUUUGCGGAGCUUUAUUGGCUGCAAGGUUGUGCACUAAGGUAUUAUCUUCUUUAACUCUCCAAGUUGACAAAUGUCACUUUUGGUGUGACUCUACCAUUGUGCUGGGGUGGCUAACAACAUCACCAUUGCAGCUAAAACAUUUCGUUCGCAACCGUGUUCACGAAAUUCAGGAGAGUACAGAGGGUCACUUGUGGAGCUACGUACCGUCGAAAGACAAUCCGGCGGAUCUGGUUUCCCGCGGGCUGAAGGCCGAUUCCAUCAGCAAUUCAUCAUUGUGGUGGUCUGGUCCCACUUUCUUGUUGAAAGAUGAAGUAUUGUGGCCAAAAAUGCCCAAUCAAAAAGAGAAACACGAUCUACCGGAGUUAAUUUCAUGUUCUGUCGUGUGUUGUAGUACUAAUGUAGAUCCUAUUUGUAAUUUAAUUAAGAACACAUCUAAUCUUAUUUAUUUACAAAAAACAAUAGCAUAUUUACAAAGAUUUAUUUAUAACUUUAGAAACAAAUCCAACAAACGAACCGGUCAUUUUUCAGUCACUGAACUUAAAACCUCAUUAUAUUUACUGUUGCACAAAGCUCAGUUGGAAAUGUUUCCUGAAGAAUAUGCUAUUCUCAAAGCCAAGAAAUCCUUACCAAAUAAGAAUAGACUUAUUUCCUUGUCUCCUUAUUUAGACUCAAACAACCUCAUACGCGUGGGUGGUAGGCUUGAUAACUCUCCGUAUAGUUUCGAUACUAAGCAUCCCAUCCUAUUAUGUAGCAAGCAUCAUUUUACCAAACUAAUCUUUCAUUAUUAUCAUUUAAAAUAUUUACAUGCUGGUCCCCAGCUCUUAUUAGCAAAUAUAAGACAAAGUUAUUGGCCUUUGGGCGGUAGAAUCCUUGCCAAGAACAUUGUGGCAAAAUGUGUUCGUUGUUGUAGAUACAAGGCGCAAUGUGCUCAACCUAUCAUGGGGCAAUUACCAUCUUCACGGUCUGAAUUAUUAUAUCCGUUUUUACAUUGCAGCGUUGAUUACGCAGGACCAGUGAUGAUAGCGGACAGGAAAGGCAGAGGUUGCAAGCUAAUUAAAGCUUAUUUGGCAAUCUUUGUCUGCAAUGCCACUAAAGCAUGUCAUGUCGAGCUCGUUACGGCUUUAUCCAGUGAAGCUUAUAUAGCCGCGCUCAAUCGCUUUGUUUCACGUCGUGGGAAACCACAAAGUAUCACGUCGGACAAUGGCACAAACUUUGUCGGAACAUCGAGUGAACUAUCAAAGGUUCUUGCCAGAUCUGACCUUGAAGGUCAAUUGGCUCUUGAGGGAAUUGAAUUUAAAUUCAUUCCUGCAUAUAGUCCCCAUUUCAACGGUUUAGCGGAGGCAGCCGUUCGUUCCAUAAAACACCAUUUAAAAAGGUUGUUACAUACCACUCAUUUUACCUAUGAGGAAAUGGCUACAUGCCUCGCUCAAAUAGAAGCUGUUUUAAACUCCCGUCCUCUUACUCCUCUUUCCUCAAAUCCUCUUGACUUUUCCGCACUGACACCUUCCCACUUCUUAAUUGGCCGACAACUUAAUGCUCUACCUCAUUCACAGGAUUCUGAUGUAGACAUUGGGAAGAUCAACCGCCUGGAACGCUUCAAGAGAAUCGAAUGCAUUCGUCGACAUUUCUGGGACCGUUUUUCCCUAGAAUACGUGGCUCUUCUUCAGCAAAAGUAAAAUGGCACUCGACAAAGACGGAGCUUAAGCUAGGCUCCCUCGUCUUGAUAAAGGAUAGAGCACUUCCUCCUUCAAUUUGGAGCCUAGGGCGAGUGACCAAAGUGUAUCCUGGCAGCGACGGCAUUUCCAGAGUCGCAGAGGUCCUAACGAAAAGGGGCACUGUCAGGAGGGCCUUUAAUAAUAUUUGUCCCCUUCCAGAGUCUUGAAGUCACUUCAACCCGGGGAGCAUGUUGGGAAUCAAACCCAACAUAGCCUCGGCAGCCGCGCUAGCGGCGCGGUGCCUAUCUCGGCUGAGUCAUCGUGGUGAGCGGCGCGGCGGAGCGCGGUGUGGCGAGGGGGGCGACGGAGCGAGAGGGGCGACGGAGCGAGAGGGGCAUAAAAGGUCUUGCGCAGCGAGAGGGGCAUAGAACAUCUUGCGCUCUCGGACUCCACCGGACGACGGUCGACACUCGUUAAUUUAAAUUCAUUUUGUUUGUCCGGGAUUAUCCAAACUUGUAAUUGGGAAGCGAAUAAACCGCGCCUAUCAACAGCA
Spodoptera frugiperda (fall armyworm) is the source of this 5999-nucleotide messenger RNA. RefSeq lists its product as uncharacterized. The transcript is spliced from 2 exons. Gene Ontology annotation, molecular function: nucleic acid binding. The record is from RefSeq and is a predicted model, not a curated record. NCBI's taxonomy places the organism in Eukaryota, Metazoa, Arthropoda, Insecta, Lepidoptera, Noctuidae. Gene Ontology annotation, biological process: DNA integration. Bases 647 to 5467 code for a protein of 1606 amino acids.